AUGACGAUACCAAAUCCACUCCAUCUCCGGUGUGGAGGAGUGUUGGCCGCGCUCUUCUUCCUCGCCCCGUCCGUUCUCGCGCAUGGCGGCCACGAGCAGGUUCCUGAAGGCAGUGCCGUUUCGGAAGAUCCUAUUGACUCGACAUUAUGGAUUCACAUGAUUCUUAUGGGUCUCGCGUUUGGUAUCAUCUUUCCGCUGGGAAUGGUUUUGGGGAUUACUCGUUCUCGCUGGCAUGUCCCCCUCCAAGUCGUCGGAACGACCAUCGCCGUCCUGGCCUACUUCCUCGGACACGCUCAUAAAGGUCGCCAAUUUGCCAAGAAUGUACACGCCCCGUUCGCGAAUAUCCUAAUGCUCCAGCUUAUCGCGCAGGUCGUGCUGGGUGUCUACCUGAAGCUACACCUGUCUAAGGGAAUCCACGGCCGGAUCCGUCGGUUUAUUGUCAUCCUACACGGUAUACUCGGAAAGGCGAUGCCGGUUGUCAGUUGGGCUCAAAUGCUCUUUGGUGGAAUCACUGCGAUGGGCUUCUGUCGGGAUGACCACAUGGGACAGUGUCUUGCGCAUUUCAUCAUGGGAAGCGCUUUCAUCGCGUACGGAAUCUUGUUGACUCUUCUUCUCCUCGUUGGUCAAUACUGGUUGCGCCGCACCGGCCGCAGCCAGGAGUUCUUCGACUCCUUGGUAAUCGCCGCAUGGGGAUGUGUCAACACCUUUACUGAGCACCGCUGGGGAGGCCCUUGGGUGCAUAAUGACCUGCAGCACACCACUAUGGGCAUUGUCUGGUGGUGCGCCGGUCUACUUGGUGUCUGGCUGAGCAGGAAGCGCAACGGCGGGCCCAAGCGGAACAUCAUCCCUGGUAUUGUCAUUAUGUUGACCGGUUAUGCCAUGUCUGGUCACCCUCAGCACUCGAUGAUCAGCACUAUGAUUCACUCGUUCUUCGGCUACACGCUCAUGGCUGCUGGGGCUACGAGAAUUAUUGAGAUCGCGUUCGUGCUGAGGGAUCGCAGCACUCUUAGUGUGGAUGGUACCAAUCCUAACAGCUUCCAGUACCUGCCGCCUUUUCUUCUGUACGCUUCCGGGUUCCUUUUCAUGGGCGCCACCGAGGAGCAGAUGCAGCUGUUGGAGGACGCUGGAAUCACCCACGUCUCCUACAUUCUAAUUUUAUUCAGCAUCGCCUUUAUUCUCUUUCUCUUCGUGAACAUCCUUCUCCACAUUUACGCCGUCCACGCAUGGCCCGAAUCCACCAAAGCUCAACCCAAUGACGACGACAUCGACGCUGAAGACGGCGCACGCCCCAAGCCCUCCCGCGCGAACGGCCAUGCACGGUCGCCAUCCGAGGCACAGCACAUCCACGACGCAGAAGCUUUUGAGUUGCAGGGACUUAUCUCUGAUGAGGAGGAAGAGGCUAGGGCCGGCAGGCAUCAGAAGAACGAGGACGAGGAGCCUCAGACUUAA
Messenger RNA from Aspergillus chevalieri, 1449 nucleotides. Its product is annotated as Ytp1 family protein. Lineage: Eukaryota; Fungi; Ascomycota; Eurotiomycetes; Eurotiales; Aspergillaceae. The transcript is spliced from 5 exons. The coding region runs from base 1 to 1449 and encodes 482 amino acids. The record is from RefSeq and is a predicted model, not a curated record.